CUAAUGGCCAGCGCUGUGCUUUGGGAACGCCGGGGUGGGGCGGGGCGGGGCGACUGUCAGCUGACUGAAGAGCCGAUUGCCUCGCGGGACAACGGUCGGCGACGCAGGUUGUGGUGGGAGCGGAAGAGCUCUCCCGGCGGGUGUCUGUGCAGUCGGCGAGGCAGAGGGCCGCCGCAGCACCAUGGCGACCACCGUCAGCACGCAGCGCGGGCCGGGCAGAACCUGAGCAAGAGGUUGUGCUCCCCAUCUGGCCACUAGGUCUAUGUCUCUGGGUCCUUGAGAGUGUCUGCUCUGGAUUCUGAGGUGUACAUUGGUGAACUCCCCCAGGACUUCCUCCGUAUAACGCCCACACAGCAGCAGCAACAGAUCCAGCUGGAUGCCCAGGCAGCCCAACAGCUGCAGUAUGGAGGAACAGUUGGCACCGUGGGUCGCCUCAGCAUCACCGUAGUACAGGCAAAGUUGGCAAAGAAUUAUGGCAUGACUCGUAUGGACCCUUACUGCCGCCUGCGUCUGGGCUAUGCUGUUUAUGAAACUCCCACAGCACACAAUGGUGCCAAGAACCCUCGCUGGAACAAGGUCAUUCAGUGUACAGUGCCCCCAGGUGUAGACUCGUUCUACCUUGAGAUCUUCGACGAGCGCGCCUUCUCCAUGGACGAUCGCAUAGCUUGGACCCACAUCACCAUCCCAGAGUCCCUGAAGCAGGGCCAAGUGGAGGACGAGUGGUAUAGCCUGAGUGGGAGGCAGGGCGAUGACAAGGAGGGCAUGAUUAACCUGGUCAUGUCCUACACGUCCCUCCCAGCUGCCAUGAUGAUGCCUCCUCAGCCUGUGGUCCUGAUGCCAACUGUGUACCAGCAGGGUGUUGGCUAUGUGCCCAUUGCAGGGAUGCCUGCUGUCUGCAGCCCUGGGAUGGUGCCCAUGGCCAUGCCCCAACCAGCUGUGGCUCCUCAGCCCCGCUGUAAUGAAGAGGACCUCAAGGCUAUCCAGGACAUGUUUCCCAACAUGGACAGGGAAGUAAUCUAUUCUGUGCUUGAAGUCCAGAGAGGGAACAAAGAUGCUGCCAUCAAUUCCUUACUGCAAAUAGGUGAAGAGUCCUAGACCUAUCUGUGGCCCUUGGCUUCACACCACUGACCCUUGGACUUGUCCACCCAGGGCUCCCCAGGGUCACCAUCCCCACAAGGUUCCAAUGAAAGACUAUCCACAUACCUCUUCCUUGGACAUCUGUGCCGCCCCUUCCCACAUAUUUCCGGGAUGCAUGUGGAUUUUUGGUUCUAGGCAGGCAGUCCUAAAUUGUUCUUGCUGGGGAGCAGAGUUAGGGGACAGUUCUUUCCUAAUCUCCAUCUGGGUAAUGGUGGCAUGGCCCUGUUACUGCACAGACCAGUGGUCCUGUUUGGGGACCUGCAUCUCCUGUCCUCAUCCUAUUCUGGAAAGCAUUCUUACAGAAAGGAACUGCCUCUGCUAGGAUACUAGAAAUUGUACAGCAUCCUUCUGAGUUGAUGGAUGGCAUGGAGUUACUCAGCCCAGCUGGGAUGGUUGUUGAGGGUGCACUGAGUUCAUGUGUACUUAUUUACAGGUUAUUUUUAGAACUUUCAAACGAAAAGCUCCUUCCCUCCUCUGAUGUUGUACGUGAACUGGGCCCCUCAGCUAGUCCUGGGCCAGUGAGAUAUGCUUCCCAGCCAUAUCCAGCAGGUCUCUAACCUUCUGUCUAGCUUACCUGCCACGGUCUGGCUAGGCUUCAGCCACAGAAAUCCAACUUGAAUACAGAAGGUGUCGAGACCUGGUGCUUGGUUGGCAAGGCCCUACCUUGGCCCUCACUGCUGGAGGCUGCUUUCCACCUUCUCUUGUUUAGUACCAGCAUUGGGGUCUUUCUCUAGGGGCUGUUCUUGUUGGUAGACCUUCAUCACAGAGCCCAGAGUCAAGUGAAGGUGAUGGGUGGGUGUGGCACUAUGUGCUUACUUCUAAACUUCAAGCAUUGUGACACUCCUGACCUGCAGUAUCCUCUGUGGACCCAUACUGGAGCUUGGCUUGAGGGAUAGGAAUCCAUGCUUAAAUUAAACUUCAUGAAGGUAGAGGUGCCUGUACCUGA
Molecule: messenger RNA, 2083 nt
Organism: Mastomys coucha (southern multimammate mouse)
Lineage: Eukaryota; Metazoa; Chordata; Mammalia; Rodentia; Muridae
Gene: Tollip
Product: toll interacting protein
Exons: 8
Coding region: 478-1095 (205 amino acids)
Biological process (GO): ubiquitin-dependent protein catabolic process
Cellular component (GO): cytoplasm
Molecular function (GO): ubiquitin binding; ubiquitin conjugating enzyme binding
Source: RefSeq, a predicted model, not a curated record